CUUUGUUUUUUUCCAAUUAGGGCUUAGCGUCUCCCCUCUCUCCACUCCUCAUUUUCAUUAAUCAAGUUUGCGACGCCGUCUCUCUCUCUCUCUCCGAUAUAAAUAGUAAACCCUAACCACUCCAGCCGUCGAAACCCUAGUGGUUCUCAACCAAUCCACGGCUUGAAACCCUAGGGUAUCUCAACUUCCUAACGAAGAUCGAUUCAAACCCUAACGAAGUCUCAGCCGAGCCCCGACGAGCUUGGAAGAUCGAUCUGAGCUCUCGGCGUGCUUCUUUGAAACGGGUGGGCAUAUAUCAUUCGCUGGAUCUGUUGCAGUAGCUAUAAAGGUGGGCUUGUUGCAGUUUGUCUCUUUAAGAGUGCCAAAAGCUGGACUGUAGCUUUUAGAUAUUUCCAUUGAGAGAGAUACAUUUCUGCCAUUUGCUUCUCUAUUUCUCGUGGGUUUCUUCGUUUAUAGAAGAUGAUGGCUGCCCAGAGAAGCAUUUUGCUUAUUUCCUUUUCACAGGAGAUUGUUGACGGAGAGCCAGUCUAUUUUUCCUCUAAUUGCCUUCCAGUCAAGGCUUCUAAAUUCGAACCCGCUGGGCAUGCUUUCCACUCCGCUGCUCUCAGGCUUCUCGGUUGGUGUGAAAAAGAAGAUGAUGAUGUUGAUAAGCAGAAUAUGCCCACUGAUAAGGAAGAUGCAUAUGUGCCAUCAUCCACGUCAUAUGGCACUAAAGGUAAAAAGAAAUCUGGUGCUGAGGGAAAGCAACAAGAUCAUUAUGACUUGCUCGGUUUGGGCCAUUUAAGGUACCUUGCUACUGAUGAGCAGAUAAAAAAGAGCUACCGUGAGACAGCUUUAAAGCACCAUCCUGACAAACAAGCUGCCCUUCUUCUUGCCGAGGAGACUGAAGCAGCAAAACAAGCAAAGAAGGAUGAAAUAGAGAACCACUUCAAGGCUAUUCAAGAAGCCUAUGAGUUGUUAAGUGACCCUACGAGGAGAAGAAUUUACGAUUCCACGGAUGAGUUUGACGACGAAAUCCCUACAGACUGUGCCCCUCAAGAUUUCUUCAAGGUAUUUGGUCCCGCUUUUAUGAGGAAUGGGCGGUGGUCUGUUACCCAACCUGUUCCCUCUCUAGGUGAUGAUAAUGCUACAUUAAAAGAUGUGGAUAGCUUUUAUAAUUUCUGGUACAGCUUUAAGAGCUGGAGAGAAUUCUCACAUGAAGAUGAAUUUGAUCUUGAGCAAGCCGAAUCUCGUGACCAUAAGAGGUGGAUGGAAAGGCAGAAUGCUAAAAUCACAGAGAAGGCUAGAAAGGAGGAGACUGCACGGAUACGUGCUCUAGUUGACAAUGCUUAUAGAAGAGACCCUAGAAUCUUGAGAAGGAAGGAGGAGGAAAAAGCUGAAAAGCAGAGGAAAAAGGAGGCUAAAUAUCUGGCUAAGAAGUUGCAGGAGGAAGAGGCCGCUAGGUUGGUGGAAGAGCAGAGACGAAGGAAGGAAGAAGAAGAGAGACAAGCUGCAGAAGCUGCUUUACAUCAUAAGAAGACAAGAGAAAAAGAGAAGAAGCUAUUGCGCAAGGAGAGGACCCGUCUUCGAACUCUUUCGGCGCCUAUUUUGUCGCAGCAUCUGCUUGGUAUUACCGAAGAUGAUGUCGAAAAUCUUUGUACGUCUCUUGAAAUUGAGCAGCUGAGGAAUUUGUGCGACAAAAUUGAGUCAAAAGAAGGGGUAGAGCGAGCAAAACUCCUCAAAGAGGCACUUGGUAGUAAAAGUGACUUGGAAGAGCAGAAGCCAGACAAGAACCCAAAAGAAAAUGGCUCUGUACAAGUUAACGGAAGUGUUCUGUCAAGCGGUGGGGAUAAAAAGGAAAAAUUUUGGGUCAGGGAGGAGAUUGAGCUUUUGAGAAAAGGGAUCCAGAAGUACCCUAAAGGAACAUCUAGGAGGUGGGAGGUUAUUUCAGAGUACAUAGGCACCGGAAGGUCUGUUGAGGAGAUUUUGAAGGCCACCAAAACUGUUCUUCUCCAAAAGCCUGACUCCGCAAAGGUUUUUGACUCAUUCCUUGAAAAGAGAAAGCCAGCACAGUCCAUUGCCUCCCCACUUACAACUAGAGAGGAAGUAGAAGGGGUUUCUACCAGUAAUGGGCCUGACGAUAAAACUCCUGAUGCUACGAAGGAUAAUACUAAGGAGGCUAUGAAGGAUAAUGCCAAGGAGUCUUCCAGCAACCAACAACUAAAUGAAGAUGUUGUUAAUGCAAAUGUUGUUUCGUCGAGUUCAGACCAAGAUGUGUGGUCUGCUGUCCAAGAAAGGGCCCUUGUGCAAGCCCUGAAGACAUUCCCAAAGGAAGCUAGUCAGCGUUGGGAACGAGUUGCAGCUGCUGUUCCUGGGAAGACUGUGAAUCAGUGCAAGAAGAAGUUUACAUCGCUGAAAGAGAGUUUCAGAAGUAAGAAAGUUGCAGUUUAACUGUUCUAUCAUAUCGGAGUUCAAGUCCUGAUUAUGCAGCUAAGGUGAAAAUUCAUUUUUAGUAAGAUUGUCUGGUAUCUUUAAUUAAAAUCAUUAUUUUUGUCUUCCAUGGUAGUAAUAGGUUAAUAGCUGCUAUACUGUGGAGGGCAUUUUUGCCGUGGUUUGAUAUUAUCCCUUUCUGUUAGUCUGCUAUAUACAGAUGUUUUUUUUGGAAGGUAGAGCUAUUAUUAAGAUGAUUAUAAAAAGCGAUUCUCGUCUCCACACUCUCAGUGGUACUGAUGAUAAA
Rhododendron vialii is the source of this 2716-nucleotide messenger RNA. RefSeq lists its product as uncharacterized. Gene Ontology annotation, cellular component: cytosol. Gene Ontology annotation, molecular function: ribosome binding; Hsp70 protein binding. The record is from RefSeq and is a predicted model, not a curated record. Gene Ontology annotation, biological process: 'de novo' cotranslational protein folding; regulation of translational fidelity. The transcript has 3 exons. The coding region runs from base 460 to 2430 and encodes 656 amino acids. Lineage: Eukaryota; Viridiplantae; Streptophyta; Magnoliopsida; Ericales; Ericaceae.